CAAAUUGCCCGAGGCGAGGAACAAUACAGGAAAAACUGCCAUAAUUUUCACCUCAAUUUACCUCUAACUACAGCGUUGUGUUAGUGUAGUUAAUUUCACGUUUACAAAAGUGUGUAGCUGCUAAAGGAGUGAAAAGCGGUGACUACUUUAUUGCGAUACCAUAUUCUCUAUCAGUAAAAUGUUACAAGAAGUGUGAUAAAAUUAUACAGCACGAUAGAAGGUCUAAGGGAAAAUCAUCAUGUCUCAAAUGCAUAUAUUCAAUACUUCACAACUCAUUUGCAUUACGUGAAGGAAAAUAUUCAAAAUACCAUCGAAGGCAGCAUAACGACAAGAUUUUGCGUCUCCAUAACAGGCAGAUCUGUAUAAUGGCGUGGAUACUUUUAGCGACUUUGCUCGUCUUGGCAACGGAAGCGAGCGAGUUAGCAAGAUCCUGGGAGAGGGAAGAGAUCUCGCUCGAGAAGUGGAAGAGAAUAAAUGCUCUGGAAGAAAAAAAUUUAUACCUUUCGAUUCAUAUCAACUCAACCCACCUGAGAAUCUUGCAAGAACGAACGAUUCUCUAUGAGUUCACAAGCAAAAGAGAGGACGGCGGAAUACACAUGCUUGUCCUGAACGAACGCACGGGCUCUGUCAUGGCGAGUCGGCGGUUUCGCACUUACCAGCCAUCGGAAGGGAAAAAUCUGCGAGACUCUCUGGAAGUUCUGCAACCUGGACGUGUUGUUAUUGUCGUAGGCCUGCCGGAUUUCCUCACCUACCUGUCUCCGGAAGGAGAAGUGGCCCUGGUAAGACUGGGUGCCCGAAUGCUGCCCCGGGUUUGUACCGGCGAGGCCUGGGCCAUGGCAGCGGUCACAGGGUCACCCUCCCAUCGCGCGACCGCUAACCUGUCGCGGGGAAAGGUCAUCGCGGAGGCCGUCGCGACGCGGGAGUACAAGAGACCCCUGAGGAGCCUCUUUCUGGAGGUGACGCUGGAAAGGGCGCCGCGAGACCGGGGCUGCAGGUGGCACGAGGAGGCGGAGCUGAAAGACCAGGCGGAGUUCUGCCGCUCGUACGAGGGCUACCGAGACCUGUGCCGCUGCGGACGCCCUCUGGUGCCAGCCCGCCGCCCGCGCCCGCCUCCGAUCCCGAUGGCGGAGGAAAUCCCAGUGGUUAUAGUAACCGCGAACAAGCCAUUCCACCUUUACAGGCUUUUGAAGAACCUCUUCGAAGUGGCGGGGUCGGGGGAGACGCGAGUGCUCGUGGUGGUGGACGGGCCGCACCUGGAGACCCUGCAGCUGGCGAGGCUCUUCGGGGUGGAGGCGGCUGUUCACUCGCCCCAGGGCUUGCCGGGGGAGAAUACCAGAACCAACAUGAACAUAGCAUUUGCUCUGUACAGCGUGUUUAACCGAUGGCCGCAUGUCGACAAGGCCAUCCUACUUGAGGAUGACCUUCUUCUCGCUCCAGACAUCUUCAGCUACUUCCACCAGACCGCCUGGCUGCUGACCCGUGACCCAACGCUCUAUCUGGUCAGCGCCUUCGGCCAGAACUCCUACCCGAGCACAGCCUGUGACCCGACGACUCUCCUCCGCGCCGACAUGUACCCGCAGUAUGGCUGGAUGACCUGCCGAAGGUGGGCGACGCAGGUCCUGCCGGACUGGGUGCCCGCCGGUAGCGGGGUGGACUGGGACUGGUGGCUAUACACCGAAGGCGUGCGUCGGGGCUUGCAGGCGGUGGUGCCCGAGGUGUCUCGAACCGCCCACGCCGGUGCUGCGGGCGCCCACGUAACGGGCUGGGAGCAACACCAUUACUUCGAUCCGAGGCUCAUCAACUACCGCCCACACGUGCAGCUCAGGAAUGUGCAUAGAUUAUUAGCCGACAACUAUUCCGAAUGGUUCGAAGAUGAGAUUCGACGUGCCACGAAGAUUCAGCUUCGAAGUCAUCCUUGCCACUACAAUAUUAUCCCUAAGAAGAAACCGGGUCCUUUUGUCUUGUACGUGGGCGUUGCAAGCAGAGCAGAUGAUGACAACAGCUUCUUCUUUAUGCAAGCUUGUCUGGGAACAGACGAACAAGAAGUGAAGGAAAUUUACGAGGGCGUAUUAACGUUUCGAGUGCGCCCAUUCUCCCACGCCUACGCCCAUGACCGAACUCAGGCCCAGUCUCAGGAUCUGGCAGCGCAGGACCGCGUCAACGCCACCCUUGAAACAGCAAAGGCUCGAAGUCUCGGUUGUGAAAAGGAGUCCCGCGUUCUGUACAUUGUCGGCUGUCCUUUGUCUAAGUACUGCAAAUAUUCCUCUGGGACAAGUGACUGGAUCGCACCGUCUGACUCCUUCAGGAAAGAGGCUGACAGGGUUGCUAUGAAGAGGAAAACAGCUGGGGACCUUAGAACCAUGAGAAUAAGACUGACUCCAAAAUCGGCCAGAGAAGAAUUUAAUCUCACCAACUUUCAAGAUAUUUCGAGAAGAGGGACUUGGUGAUGCAAUUCAAAAACAAGAAUAAAACAUAAAUAAUUGUGACGAACUAUAA
Messenger RNA from Penaeus monodon (black tiger shrimp), 2496 nucleotides. RefSeq names its product protein O-linked-mannose beta-1,2-N-acetylglucosaminyltransferase 1-like. Gene Ontology annotation, biological process: protein O-linked glycosylation via N-acetylgalactosamine. Gene Ontology annotation, molecular function: beta-1,3-galactosyl-O-glycosyl-glycoprotein beta-1,3-N-acetylglucosaminyltransferase activity. Gene Ontology annotation, cellular component: Golgi membrane. Lineage: Eukaryota; Metazoa; Arthropoda; Malacostraca; Decapoda; Penaeidae. The record is from RefSeq and is a predicted model, not a curated record.